Molecule: messenger RNA, 690 nt
Organism: Racocetra fulgida
Lineage: Eukaryota; Fungi; Glomeromycota; Glomeromycetes; Diversisporales; Gigasporaceae
Source: the annotation of a GenBank genome assembly
AUGUUUUUGUUAAUUCUUUUAACGUCAAGAUUAUUCAUAGCCAACGCUACUUCUACACCUUCGGCUAGAUUUGCCCACACCAGCGUUUUAGUUAAUUCAAAAUUAUAUUUUAUUGGCGGUGAAUUGCAAAACGGUGCUGGCGUUUCAAAAGAAUUAUUUUUUCUCGAUUUAUCUGUUCCUUUUGAUACUUCUUCUCCACAAUGGACGGAUCUUUCUACAACUUCACCUGCCCCAGUUAAUAAUUCAUGGUGUAGUGCUUCAUUGGGUGGAUCCAAUAAUAAUAUAAUAUUUUUAAUUGGUGGUUUAAUGUUCGAUUCAAAUGAUAAAAUCAGUAAUUCGCUAGUUUAUACUUUUGAUGCAAUUGACCAAAUUUGGUCUUCUCCAAAGAUUUCUGGCCAUUCUCCACAAAGGCGUAAAGAAAUAACUUCCAUUGUAAAUCCUGAUGAUGAAAAAAUUUAUAUAUUUGGUGGACUAUCUGAUGCAACAACUGGUUCAUCCGAAUCUAUCUAUUUUAAUAACUUUAUUGUCUUAGAUACUAUUCAUUUAACUUGGGAUAUGAAAAAUUUUUCAUCUGCCCCUACAAAAAGAGCUGGCCAUACAUUGACAAUACAUAAUGAAAUACUCAUUUUGAUCGGUGGGAAAGAAAUUCAUAGUGAUGGUACUGCCAAGCUUGCAGAUAUGAAUAAAUAA